CGCAUGAAUGACUUGCAAAUUUUUUAUGUGUUAUUUACUGCUUUUUGAAGUAAUAAAACCCGAUCAUCAAGCGACCCUCUAGACAUUUCACGGCCAUUUGUUUUCAUUACUGAACUAUUAACACUUUUGAAUAUUAACUGAUAAAACAGACGUACAUAAUUACGCCAUGUUCUCUUUCAACACGAUGCAUUCUUUACCACAUUUUAUAGAAAAUGUUAUGAUCUAGGAAUUCAUGCAAAAAUAAUGAUUUUUUAAGCCUUAACUCGUAAAUAAGAAGAAAUAGCCCAAUAAAGAAAAAUGCAGUUUCACAUUGCAACCUUUAAAACGCGAGCUGUUCAUGUGUCAUAUACGGAAAUGUAAUAAUGUCUGUUUUGGUCAGUGAAAUAAUUAUUGGCAUAUUGUUUGUAUUUGCUUCUCUAAGAUUGGAUAUCAUCGUACAAUGCUUGGAUGAAUGCGACUGUCCAAUCAAACAUCCCCAGCAACACUUCUGUGAGGCUGACUUUGUGAUACUUGCAGUUUGUGACCGGAAGAAGACGAUGUUUUUGUCAGCCACUGAGAAGAAAAUAACAUAUUCCAUAACAACUGAGACCAUUCUCAAGGGAAAAGAUGCGUUAGCUAAUAUAGAGCAAGAUGAAUUAACAACUAUAUCCAAUAAUGCUGAUUGUGAGACAGCUGUUAUGUUAGAGACCGGCCAGAAAUACGUCAUUACAGGCAAAAUUGAUGGUGACAAACUUAUUCUACCUACCUGCUCUUGGAGCAUCAGUUGGAAGGAUACCAGUAUGAGACAGAAAAGAAAAUUAUCGAGGAAUACAUAUGGGGAAAACUGCAAAUGUGUGGAUUCAAUUCAAUCUGUUGACAUUGAUCCUUAUAUGAUAGAAGUAAAUGCAUUCGACUACAAAAAUGGUAGUUAUCGCACAUGUUCAAACAAUACAGCAACAUGUCCAUGGAUACUCGCAAAUGAUUCAAAUGUGACUAUAGGAAAUGCACUACAAAACUGUUAUGCAAAACAUUCAGUAUGUCGGCCCAGACAAGGAGUAUGUCGAUGGUCGGUCAACGUUGGUUGGGCAGAAUGUAUGCAGGAUGUACGUCCAUGUCUCAUCUGACAUAUAUUGAUCUGGCUAGAUGUCUAUUGGAUGAUCAUUAAAGCUAAUAAAUGUAAAAUAAUGAAAACGCAUAACAAUCAGGGUGUCUCAUAUGGUAUACCCCAAAGUAUAUCAAAUGCACAGAUAAACCAAUUUCAGACAUUUUUGCAUGGUCAUGUAGCCAAAACAUGAAAGUUUUCUCCCCAAUACACCAUUU
Molecule: messenger RNA, 1299 nt
Organism: Owenia fusiformis
Lineage: Eukaryota; Metazoa; Annelida; Polychaeta; Sabellida; Oweniidae
Source: the annotation of a GenBank genome assembly